Salarias fasciatus (jewelled blenny) is the source of this 4165-nucleotide messenger RNA. RefSeq names its product AN1-type zinc finger protein 5. The record is from RefSeq and is a predicted model, not a curated record. Gene Ontology annotation, molecular function: zinc ion binding; DNA binding. NCBI's taxonomy places the organism in Eukaryota, Metazoa, Chordata, Actinopteri, Blenniiformes, Blenniidae. The coding region runs from base 186 to 842 and encodes 218 amino acids. The transcript is spliced from 6 exons.
GGACUGGUGGUGACGUCAUGUUCGUUGUUUCGAAUGUAGCGAGCUUGCGGUGGGUCGGUCGGAGGCCGCGCGCUCUGCCGGAGACAUAACUUGUUCAAAUCUGAAGCUUAAGGAGGUCGACAGCCCCCGGUACCGUGACAUUCAGGAAUAUCCUCUCCCAUCCCCCUUACCCCCUCUGUCAGAGCAUGGCUCAGGAGACCAAUCAGACGCAGGUGCCAAUGCUUUGCACUAUGGGAUGUGGUUUCUAUGGUAACCCCCGCACCAACGGCAUGUGCUCAGUCUGCUACAAGGAACACCUGCAGAGACAACAGGGAGGGGGGCGAUCCAGCCCCCCAGGGGAGAAAGCUGCUACAUCACCUGUGGGAUCGUCAGGUUCAGCUGGUGUGACUGUGGAGAGCACAACCUCAGAGCCCAGUGCAGAGGAGACAACAACCCCACCUGAAGAACAACCAACAAGUCCCAGCUCUCCCAGCCCAGUGACUCAACAGAUGACAGCUAUGAGCAUCUCACAGGAGUCAGUGGCUGUAGAUUCAGACCGAGCAGUGACUGAGGAGGGUGAAGAGGAGGGUACCUCUAAUGGCACAGAGCCAGUCGGGGAAGCAGCACAGGCUUCUUCUGAUGGUGACCAAACUCCAGAUAAAAACAAGAAAAAAAAUCGCUGCUUCUCCUGUCGCAAGAAAGUGGGCCUUACUGGUUUUGAUUGUCGCUGCGGCAACCUGUUCUGUGCCAUUCAUCGUUACUCUGACAAACACGACUGUCCCUUUGAUUACCGGAGUGCAGCUGCCGCCCGCAUACGCAAGGAGAAUCCCAUUGUGGUGGCUGAGAAAAUUCAGAAGUUAUGAGGGCUGAGUGCAAAAACAGUCUUUCUUACAUUGUGGAUUUAAACAGUGGCGACGUGGAGGAAAACACCUGAUAUCAUGGCUUCAUUUGUUCAUGGUAGUCUGAAAGCGGGUGGGGUGGGGUGGCGCAGUCGCAGCCACAGUCCAGACACUUCCCUUACUAGCAUCUCCCCCUCUCUCCGUGAGUGACUGCAGCUGAAUCUGUGUGUGUGCGUGUGUGUGCUUGUGUGUACCCAUUUGCUUGAGAGUUGGGGAGAGGGUGUGGGGGCUUGGUGGACAUUUGUGUUGCUGAGGGGAUUGAAGGCUUUUCAUUUUGACCCCUUUUCGUUUCUUAACUUGGAGGGUGUCGUGUGGGUUUAUUGUUAUACUGUCCCUGUAGAUAGGUGAAAACAGAGGGAAAUUCUCCUGAGAAAUGUGUCACAGUCUGAAAAAUGACACAGAAGGAUAUAUGAUUUGCCUCGUGAGUUACAAAAACAACUGAUUUCAUCUAUCAACAUCACCUUUAAGGGCUCUGGAAUAUUAAAAAAAAUCUUCCCGGACUGAAAAAUGAUGUCAACCUGUUGUCAAAUUGGCAUUUUUCUUUUUCUUCCCAGCUCCUUUACUUAGUGGGUUGCCACUUAUUGACCACCACAAGUCUCAGCAUUUUCCAGAUGUCUUUCUUUCACAUAUUAUACAGAUACUGGGUGCAUGAAGUUACUUGAUGGGAAUGGCAGGGGAGGGACAGGGUAGGGGGUCUGAGAACCUUGACUUAUGGAUUGAUUGAGUGAUUGUUAUUUGUUUUGUUUUUAUUUUGUUUUUUCAGUUUUAUUGCGCGUAUGACAUCAAAAGAUCUAUAUUAAUAUAUUGUAGUUAGCGCAAAUUGUGUGAUUACAUUUAAUUUAUUUUUAUUCCAUUUUCUUCUGUAUGGUUGGUCUGUGCUGGAGGAUUGGCAGCCUGUCUCAGCAAAUCGAGGCCUGCACUCGACCUCUUCAGCUAUUAAUUUAAUUCAUCUUGACUCUUUGACAUUGAAUAAAUUGAAAAAAAUGAACAAGGUGUCAUACUGAAAUAUGGUCCAGUUAAGUCAGGAUUGUGCUGUUAACGGCAAGGUUUUUUUUUCCGAGGGGUUUUUGAAAACUAAGCACAACUCGGUGUGUCAACUGCAGAGCACAAACAAAUGUGCCACACCUACUCAGUUUUGUUCAGCAUCUGGGUCAUUUGCAUUUUAUAUUUGAGCUGUACUGUCGGCUCACAGAGGAAAUUGCCUUGUUUCGUUGAUGAGAAAAUCUGUUCUUACAACACAACCUAGUCUCCUUGAAUGCCAUUUGUAUGUUUUUUGGAGUCAAGAGUGAAACUCUGUAUUUCUCUAACCACCAGCAGACCACUGACACAUGCUGAAGAAAAACUGACCCGGGGCGCAGUUGCUCUUCACGUGACGAUACAUGUUCCUCCCAGCUAAAGUGAAGAUUGUCGCGCGCUGUGCUUUAACAUUGUGCUCAGAAUCAGAUGAGUCGUCAAUGUGAAGUCCGCUUCUAGCUAGCUUCUUCUAGGAAGAUCAAACUUGUGUGCAUGUGUGCAGGCAGACAUAUAAGUUACUGUUUUGUAAGUGACUGCACAGUUUGAAAUGAAGCUGGAAUGUGAAAAAAUAAACAGCAGUAGCACAAUGCAUGGCUGGACCCUCAAGGUUCAAGUUAACAGGACUCUACAGGAUUUCCCCCCCCCCCAAAUGUAAAUACCAUACAGCUCCAAUUCAUGUAGUAUAAUCCUAAUGUAGAUUUCUGCCAGGUAUUAAAGGUCGGGGAUUAAGACGAAUAGUACUGUGUAUUAAACUGCUUUUCAUAAUUAUCCCAAAAAAGUGCUAUAGCUGGCACCAAUAUUUUCCCCAUCUCUACCCUCCCUUUUUUAUUUACAAGUUCUUACAUGUACUGUUAAAAGUAUUUCAAACAACCGGCUCUACCAUGACUAUCUCCAAGGGCCAUGGCAAUUAUUUCACACUACUAGUCUGAUUAACAGGCCCCUCUGUGCUUUAAUGCUGCUGAAUUACAGUAUCCCAACCCUGUUGCUAAAGUCUAUUUAUGGCAUAGCGAUAUUAUUAAAAAUUAAAAAGCAAAGUAUAGGCAAUUGGGGUUUUAUCUCUUCACUAUUAAAUGCUUUCCCUGUAAAUGUUGCUUGAAAUAUAUAUAUGAACGAGCUGUAGAAAAGUUUCAAAGUAAUUUGAAAGUAUGCCUUUUCAAAAUAAGUCACUGCAGAAUAUGUUGGAUGUGCGUGGCUCAUUUCCUCAAAUCUGCUGAGGAGUUUAUUGGACUUGGGCUGGAUUAGCUUUUGCUCCUGUUGCAAAAUUGGCCUUCUUCAAAUAGUCAGUCAAAAUUGUUGGCGAUAGAUAAGCCUAUAAUGAUGGUGACUGGUCAUGCCAAUACCAAGUUUGUCCUCCAUAGCGACUGUGAUAUAAUUCCUUCCUCGAUUCUUGUGUUUUGUGAAAAAAGGAGUUUGUCUUGAGUGGUGACUUGAGAACAACUCUCACAUUUAGGGGGACUUGUGGUCAGUGCUGAUCUGCAGAUUGGCCUACGUUAUACAAACAGCGCCUAAAUCGAUGGCCGUUAAAAAAGUAUCAUUGCUUACAAAACGCUCGAGUUUUCCUCAGAGUUUUGGUCGUUUUGUCGCAGGAAUCUUUAAUUUAGGAUGAUUGUUCAGUCAGGUGAAUGAUGGGGAUUUCAUUGGUUUGCACUCGUUUUUUUGACUGCUCAUAUCAAUGCUCAAAUCUUUUCGACUUGUUCUUUUCUUCUUUUUUUUUUCACAAUGACUGAGCAGUUUGAAUGUAAACCACAGUUCAUACAAGGAGAUGUUUAUCAGACUGACUGUCACUGGACAGUGGAGUGAGGCCCUGUUAUACAUGUAGUUCAGGACAGUUUGAUCACUCAAUUUGUUUUGACUUUGCACCAGCAGUUAGGGCUACUGUACAAUAAUAAUCAAAGUUUCAUCAGCAAACAUGCAUUAUUCUUCAUUUUGUUGAAUGUCUUUAAUCCUGUCUUUAGCACAGUCAUUCAUAAUCAAUGUGUCAUGCAACAGUUUCUAUUAGUAAUAUUAAAUCUGCAACUUGUAAUAAAUCUGGUUUGAGUUGAGUUUCACUGCUGAGAGACUAAUGGUUUUACUUCUGUCUUAUAAAACAAGCUUCAGGGACAUUUAAUAAAAGCUAAAAAUGUCCAGAGAUGCAGUUCCUGUCCCUUGGCACUCCAGUCCCCCAGAAACACCACCAGAUAUCUUUUUUUUUUUUUUCUUUCAAGAGUUAGGAUUGUAUGAUGUGUAAGAAUAAGUUUAAAACAAUAAAAUCACAAAGUUUAUUUUAAAUUAAA